UUACCACAAACACCUAGCAGUGUUUAUUUAUCUUUUACCGGUGAAACGUGUGGAUAUUUUAACAUUUAGCAAACGACCAUUUGCAAGUGUUUUUCUUUAGAAUCAUUCAAUCUAGCAACACAAAGACACAUUCUUCACUAAAGGCUGUAAAAUGUAAAAUGUGCGUAUUUUAUAUAUACCGUAUUCACAUUGUUGCCUAAAUAUGUCGGGUCCAACAUGCUAUAAUUUACAAAGACAUGCCCAAUUUGUGGUUUUAUGCAUUGGUCAUUUCCAAAAAAUGCUUCGUCGGUUAGUUUUAUAUAAUCAUUGUAAUCUAGAAUUCAACAACAUGUUGUGUAACUAAACAAAGCGCAAAAUGUAUUUUUCAAAUAGCAAAAUGUGUAAUUGGUAAACUGCACCAUAGUAAUUACUGGAAAUUUAAAAAAAGUAUCCAAUAAAAAUAAACAUUUACAAUGCAUAAAGAGAUACACUUACAUUACAUUAAAAACGUAAUGUAAUGGCUGAAUGUCCCUGCAUGGAUGCGUAUUAAUUUGCCCUGUAGAAUCAAAACCGUAAAAUACACAAAUAAAAUUAAUGCUAUCAUUAUUUGGUCUAUUAAAUACCAAAACCAUAAUAAAAAAUAUAUAUUUUUACAAUGAAUGCAUUGUUACUGCAACAAAUACAUUAUUUACACUAACUCUGUGCGAGACCCUAUUGUACUUAUAUGCGUAUUAUUAAAUCAGAAUUCAGGACCGCUCAGGCAGAUUUAUUGGCAGUAUCUAAUAAUUCAAAUAACAGGUUAUAGGCCAAUCGAGUUAUUAACGCUAUUUUUUUACAUUAUGUCAUGCAUUUAAUUACAGAUCAAAUAAGUUAAUGUAAAUUCAGCCUAAACCAAUCUGAGGGAAUCAACACUAACAUGUUUGGAAAACCUUUCAAGUUGCUAUCAGAGGCUUCAUAGCAACGUAACUAGACUUGUUUGCAUUUCGUUGCCAGGAAAUACGAAGCAAACUGAAGUUUAACACUACUGGUUGUACACUACGAUUUCGUCGGCUGUUUUUAAACACUUUAACACUAGAGCAGGAUUUAGGGGGCUGGGGUCUUUCUGAAGCUUACUUCAAUAAAAAUGACUACCGGUAAUAAAGAAGUCGUCACACUAAAUGUUGGGGGGCAGAAAUUUACAACUUUAGUGUCAACACUGAGAAGAUUUUCCGAUUCAAAACUAGCACGCAUGUUGGAUGGAAGUGACCCAGAAUUCAGAGUAGUGAAUGGUCAGUUUUUCGUGGAUAGAGAUGGGAGUUUAUUUAAGUAUAUCCUGGACUACCUAAGGACUCGCCAGGUCUCCCUGCCUCCCGAUUUCUUUGAUUACGAAGGUUUAACACGUGAAGCUGAGUUCUAUGAAAUACGUUUACUGGUGGAUUACCUAAGCAAAGACAGUAUUCGACAAAGGCUGGAGAUCCUGGAGGUUCGAUUUUCUCUUCAAGAGACUCACUCGUUCUUCAGAAUCUUCUGUUCAUACAGCAGCACCAUCGAAAUGCUAGCUGCGAGGAUAUGCGUGUUUGCAGAACAGGCAUCGACGAACUGGAAUUAUGCAUACCAACCUCAAAAACCAAUGGCUCCCGUGCCACUGCAGAGACCUUCGCAUCACGACCUUGUGUUCCAAUGUGGCACAAACUACUCGGCUGGAGAAGAGUUUGCUGCACGGUAUGUGACGAUUCAACCAGACGACAGGAAACUCAUUAAUGGCACCAAUGUACUGGGCUUACUAGUAGAUAUACUACUAAAGGAAGGAUUCCGUCUCAUAAGCACACGAACGGUUUCUUCAGAAGAAAAGGUGGAGUGUUAUACAUUUGAAAGAAUCAAAAGGCCACAGAUCCUGACCAUUAGCGAUGGGCUCAGAACAGAACACGCUAAUCAUCAAACAAAACACAGCAAAACUCAAAGUAAAUGAAGGCAACACAAUCAGUUGCAUGUAAAACAAGGAAAAGGCGAUAGCAGUUAAACACGAUGAAAUAUUUGAUGAAAGUUUAAAAAGUACUUGAUUUGUGGCAAUUCUACCCUGAAGGUAACGACACAUUGGUACCCUAAUUAGAGAGAGAGAGAGAGAGAGAGAGAGAGAGAGAGAGAGAGAGAGAGAGAGAGAGAGAGAGAGAGAGAGCGCUAAAAUGCAGUUUCUGUAAUUGUACACAAAUAAGGGUCCAUUAUGUUGUGUAUGUAAUGUUGUGUUUUAUUUAUGGUCAAUACCUGAAUAUUCAAUCUCGUGAUUUAUAAUUAUAAAUCAGGAAAUCACCGAAAACAAUUAAGCCAUCCUUCAAAGGACCACUGAGAGAACAGUAUGCUGUCCCAAGUAUUGUCAGGCACAAUUUAUGUUUUGAUCAAGUUACUUUAAAAAAAAAAAAGGACGUGUUUACUCUAGAAAUAAACACAUCUAUUGCAGUUAAGUGGCCUUUUAACCUUUAACUUGUAGUCCAUCAGUUAGCCCUAAUUGCUGUGUUUAACUUUGUUAUUUUUGUAUCUAUCCAUAUAUUGCACAUUUAUGAGG
Molecule: messenger RNA, 2518 nt
Organism: Acipenser ruthenus (sterlet)
Lineage: Eukaryota; Metazoa; Chordata; Actinopteri; Acipenseriformes; Acipenseridae
Product: putative potassium channel regulatory protein
Exons: 2
Coding region: 1103-1927 (274 amino acids)
Biological process (GO): protein homooligomerization; negative regulation of delayed rectifier potassium channel activity
Cellular component (GO): endoplasmic reticulum
Molecular function (GO): protein binding
Source: RefSeq, a predicted model, not a curated record